CCCACAUGUCCCGUCUCCGCCUCUCCCUCGCACAGCAAAUAGCACAGCUCGACGAGCCUGCGCCCCUCGACGUCGACCCCGAGGACGACGUCCGCGCUUCCCCUGACCCACAAGACGCGUCUGCAGAUCCCAGGGAGCACUACCUCGAUGUCGGUCCGUCCACGCUCCGCAAGCUGCAGGAUAGCAUCGCGGACCCAAAAUACGUCGGCGUAAAGACCUCACGCAAGCAGUUGCUCGAGUGGAGCCAGUCCGAGGGUGAGGACGAGGAAGGCCCCGCGUCGCAGGACGAGAGCGCAUCCGAGGACGAGCCUGCGCCCAUGCGCGACGCGGCAGGCAUGGACACGGACGAAGACGCGACCGACGGGGACGACGUCCCAGAAGACAGCGCGGAAGAGCACGCGUCCCCGCCGUUGAAAAGACAAGCCGUGCAGGAGCCCCCAGAAGAUCUCUCUUCGACACUCCGCCAAAAGCGCGACGAGGACCGUCGAAAGGGCAAGGCAGUCGCCAGACAGCUUGGCCUUUGGGACGCGCUUCUCGACGCACGCAUCCGUUUACAAAAGUUCGUCGUCGGCGCGAACAAGCUCCCCUCCCAUUCCCAGAUCCCAGAUAUCACAGCCCACCCCCGCUGCCUCGCGGCGCAGCACGCGCUGCUGGCCGAAGCGACGCAGCUCUCCGAAGAACUCUUCGCCUUUCGCGAGGGCUUGAUGGCGCAAGACGGCGUGCGCCCGCGGAAACGGCGCAGGCUGCACGAGGGCGCGAUCGAUGUCGAUGAUCUCGAUUACGACGCGGUGCUCCGCGACGCGAGCGAGUCGCAGGCCGCGUACGAACACGCGCUGCACCCCCACCUGACGCAGACGCUCGCCAAGUGGUCCGCCAAAAUCGCCGCGGUCGCGCCCGGGACGCUGCUCGCGCCGUCGCGCACGGCGUUCAGCGCGCGCGGCACGCAGGGCGUGAAGAGCGUCGCCGCGCAGGUCGACGAGGCGCUCUCGGCGGACGGGGAGAAGCUCCUCGCGCGCACGCGGGUGCGGCGGGGCGCCGCUGCCGCCGCACAUAGUGGGGGCGAGCCCGAGGAGGACGUGUUCGACGACACGGACUUUUACCAGCAGCUCCUGCGGAGCGUGAUCGACGCGCGGGAGGGCGCGGGCACGGGCGCGGCCGACUGGAUGGUGCUGCAGAAGCAGAAGAAGGCGCGGAAGGCGGUGGACACCAAGGCCAGCAAGGGCCGGAAACUGCGGUACGAGGUGCACGAGAAGAUGCAGAAUUUCAUGGUGCCGGUUCCGCUGGCGGGGGGCGGGUGGCACGAAGCGCAGAUCGACGAACUGUUUGCGUCGCUGCUCGGGAAGGGGUUCGGCGACGGCGGGGGCGCACCGGCUGUAGAGCCGGGCACCGGGGCGGAGAUGCUGAAAGGGUUCAGGGUGUUUGGAUAGUUUGCGACGUGUCCAUGUUAUUUUUUUGUGUUUUUUUUGUGUUUUUUUAUCUUUUGGGAGAAGCGCAGUUGCGGUGGCCACGGGUCCCGAAAAGGCAAGGGUGCGUCACUGCAGACUCGCCCGACGACGCUCGGCUGCUGCACUCCGCCGCCUCUCCCUCCGUCGUCGCCGUCCGCAUCGUGUCGGCCGUCUCCUGCGAAUACAUCGCUUCUCCCACC
Heterobasidion irregulare TC 32-1 is the source of this 1645-nucleotide messenger RNA. RefSeq lists its product as uncharacterized. Gene Ontology annotation, biological process: maturation of SSU-rRNA from tricistronic rRNA transcript (SSU-rRNA, 5.8S rRNA, LSU-rRNA). The coding region runs from base 6 to 1427 and encodes 473 amino acids. The record is from RefSeq and is a predicted model, not a curated record. Lineage: Eukaryota; Fungi; Basidiomycota; Agaricomycetes; Russulales; Bondarzewiaceae. Gene Ontology annotation, cellular component: nucleus; nucleolus. The transcript has 9 exons.